Molecule: messenger RNA, 3366 nt
Organism: Diplodia corticola
Lineage: Eukaryota; Fungi; Ascomycota; Dothideomycetes; Botryosphaeriales; Botryosphaeriaceae
Product: px domain-containing protein
Exons: 2
Coding region: 1-3366 (1121 amino acids)
Cellular component (GO): intracellular membrane-bounded organelle
Molecular function (GO): phosphatidylinositol binding
Source: RefSeq, a predicted model, not a curated record
AUGAGCACCUCGACCGACAGUCCGCCUCAGCAGCCGCCUAGCGACUCGCCGCAAUCUGCACACGACGACGCCGCCAGCCAUGCCCCGUCCGCCGACGCCGUGAGCCCGCCAGCCGGCGAUGCGCCGCCGCCGCCACCCGUCAACCUGCAGGCGCUGACCGACCGCGCGCUGAACUUCUUGUCGACCGCUACAAAUGAGACGCUCGGGGCCUGCCUGGUGGGUCUGGGAGCUACGACCUACCUGGUGCUGGGAAGAGUCGGUCUGGUCCUCAUCGGAGUCGUCGGAGGCAUCGUCCUGCACGCGCAGUGGGAGGGCACCCUCCGUGGCUUCCCCGACGAUGCCGCCCGCGCUGCCCAAGAGCGGCGGCGCAAGGAACUCGGCCUCGACAUCAUCAAGAGGGUCAUGGACGUGCGCGCGCAGAACAAGGAUUCUCAAUCUUCCCGCCGGCGGGAUUCCGAAGUUGACAUCCAGCUCUUCUCUGGCAAGCAACUGGACUACUCUACAUUCCAGCCCGAGACGGCCGCCGCCCUGACCGACCUGACCGAUGCCAUUGUGCGGGACUAUAUCAAAUGGUGGUACGGCCCGCUCGUGCCCACCGAAGUGGCUUUCCCAAACGCCUGCCGCCAAACCUUGACCGCCUUCAUUCUCUCUGUUGCCAACCAUCUUGCCCGGAAGCGUCCGGCAGACUUCUUCCUCGAAUACCUUACAAACUCGUCCGCUAUCAUGAUUGUUUUCCUGAAUGAGCUGUCCGAUGCUAUCGGAAGCUCUCCGUCCACAACCGCUGUCGAAGCGGUCCAAUCCUACCUACGGCUCAAACCGGAAAGCAAGCUGUCCAGCGUUUUGGAUAGAAAACAUCAGGAGAAGAAAUUUGAUGCUGUUGCGGAGGAUAUUCUGGAGAACUAUCUGGAGCCCAAGACCUAUAACUGCAAGCCGGCACGCAUAUUCCUGAGGCAGAUCCUUGCCAAGGUUGUUCUUGAGAUGGCACUGACUACCAUGUCAAAGCCCGAGUGGAUCAACGGUUGGAUAGUUUACAUGCUGGAGGAGGGCGAGCCGGAGCUCAUGAAAGAGAUAGAUGCUGGUGUUCAGGGUUCAAAGGGCCGCAAGCUCGAGGAAGUCAAAGACAAUGUGGCAAUCGCAGAGAUGGCAGCGAAGAAGGAGCAGGCAGAGGCACGGCAGACGGAGGACAAUAAGACUAAGGCAACUCAUCGUCGGGUUGUCAGCAAAGCCCAGGAAGCUAUGGAUGAAGCGAUGAAGGAGGCUCAACGGCUGACUCAGAUGAUUCAAGAGGAAGAGGCAACUAAACCAUCCGACAGUGGCGAGGAGGCAAAGCUGGGUAGGAAGAAGUCCACUUCGGGACUCAGCGACGAAGUUUCGGACAGCACACCGCAGGAAGCAUUUACACCGACGUCAUCCCAGAGCGACCACAACGAAGAACGUCCUCAGUCUCUUCACGACUCGGUCAUUGGCAAGACCAGUCUGCACGAAUCUUCGAAGGUGAGAGAUCCAACAAGCGAACCAGUCCGAAAGUCUUCAUCGGACGAGGAAAAGUCGCCCAACUCCAUCUCAACAGCACCAAAGCAGGCGUUCACCAGCUUUGACCAGAUUGUCACAUCGCCCACUCCGACAGCGCUAGGCGGACGCCCUCAAAGCGUCAGCAGCAAACCGCCGCCUUUGACACUAUACAACGCAAACAUCUCCAUUUUCGACGACUCAUUACCUGGAGACAAGUCCGUGGUCAAAUCGAAACCGGUGGGCGACUACUUCGUCCAGAUUGAGCCUGCUUCAUCGGCCCACCCUGGCUGGAUGAUCUCAAGGAAAUAUGCAGACUUUGAGACACUGCAUGAGGUCCUACGACGUAUCUCUGUUGUUUCUGGGGUCGGAUUCACAGAGUCUCACCCAAACCUGCCUGCUUGGAAAGGCCACACGAAGAACUCGCUCCGUGGCGAGCUAGAAAGGUACCUGAACGACGCUGUUCGAUGGCAGCCAUUGGCCGAGAGUGAAGGUCUGAAAAGGUUCCUUGAGAAGGAUACUGGGGUUCCGGGAGCGAAUAAAGGAUUGAGCUGGCCUACCCCUUCCGCCUUCGAGCAAAUGGGCAAGGGUAUGUUCGACACACUAUCCAAGGCCCCAAACCAGGCUGCGGCUGGUGGAAAGGCAAUCUUUGGUGGCGUCACUGGAGUGUUUGGUAGCUUGGGACCAAAGAGAAAGAGCAUGGUCAAUCCUCCCAGCAACAGCAGCAACACCAAAACGGACGAGUCGCCAGCGGCGAAUCGGCAUAGGAGGGCAGAGAGCACCGUUUCAGAGCUACCUAACGCUUCCCACCUGAGAUCGGAGAGCAUGCUCUCCACCAGCGGUAGCGGCAGACGAAGCACCGAGAGCAUCCGGAGUCCUGUUUCCCGACGCAGUCAAGACAGUAUUCGUAGCCUACCGGUAGUUGACCAGCAGCCAGCGCCUAUUGCUCAGAUGGAACGUCGACCGAGCUACAAUCCAGAGGAUGCCGAAAACAAACCUCGGCCCAACUCUUCGAAAUCUUCAGCUCAUGGAGGAAGUAGAGCCCAUAGCCGCAAUCCGAGUAGAGCACCAUCGCAGAGGGAAAGUUUGGAUAUAUCUCCGCUCAUGGGUGGCGAUCAAAUCCUCAAUCUUCCUCCUCCUCCGUCCGAUAUCUCCGAUUCAUACGGCGAACCUGGCAUGCCUUCGAGUCCUGAGCGAGAGCGAAAGCGCGGCAGCCGAAGCGAGGAGUCUAGACGCCUUUCUAGGGCUUCAACGGCUAGAGAAUCCAUGCUUAGUGAACCAGUCAGAGGGGCCAGUCCGCCCAAGCUGCCGCGUUCACAGACGGAGCCUGGGAAGCUGAAGGCUGAAUCCAAGCAAAAGGCCCCGCUGAACGAGAACGAGACACAGAUGGCUGUAGAACUCUUUUUCGCCAUCAUCAACGAGCUUUACACUCUUUCUUCAGCGUGGCAGAUCCGGAAAACUCUCCUUGGAGCCGCCAAGACGUUCCUGCUACGACCUGGAAACCCGCAGCUCGAAAGCAUCCGCGUCCUUUUGCAAGACACGGUGCUCGAGGCAAACUCGUCGGAUGCUGGUAUUGCAUCGCAUAUCGAAAAAUUGCGCUUCAACACAAUGCCAACAGACGAGGAGAGGAAGAACUGGCCUGCACCGACGAGCGACGAAGACAAGGAGAAGUUGCGCGUCAAAGCUCGCAAGCUGCUCGUUGAGCGCGGUAUGCCCCAGGCUCUCACAAGCGUAAUGGGCCAGGCAGCUAGUGGAGAGGCGCUCGGCAAGGUGUUUGAUUGCCUGCAAGUUGAAGACGUUUCUAGAGGAUUCAUGUUCGGGCUGCUGCUGCAAGCGGUCCGAGCAGUGACUGCAUAG